UUGUGUGUCUGGCUGCCUCUUCUAUGAGAUGCGACUCACACGGCUUCCAACAUCCUCUCCUGUUACCAAGGCAUCGUAGAAGUCUAAUCUACACAGAAGACAGUUAUGUUGAGCUGUUCGUCUCACUGGCGUGGCCGGUGCCUCUGGAGAACGAGAACGUGGUGGCUUCGCUGGGCUUCACAGCCGACUACGACCUCCCCACCAACGCCAGCCAGCUGUACGAGCCGUACACCGUGGGCCGCGCGUCCAGGGCGGCUGCGGCAAGGGGCCGCGGGUUCGGACGUCUCGCCGUGUACAACGCGAUAGAAAAGUAUUUCACCAGGUAUGGUUUCGAGGGACGUGAUUGCCUACAGCGAACUAUAUGUGAAAUGGCAACAACGUCGGUUCGACACAACGGUUUGGUCGGCGAUCUUCUACACAUUAUAUUCACGCCGUCGACAUCUGCAGACGCGGAGCUGCCGUCGGCGUACCUGGAGGCGGAGGAGGCUGGCCGGCGGGGGGGCUGUGGCGCGCGCUUCCCGGGCUGCCCCCAGUCGCCGCUAGAUCUCGUCUCGGUCGACCUCGGCGCUCUGUGACCAGCAGCGCCACGCGGCGAUCACGGUUGCGUAUCUGCUGCAGCUACAAUCCGCACAGCUGCCUGACUCUUACAGGAACAAGAAGCAGUUGAAAUAUAGUACCCGAGUGAGCGCAAUCUGACGAAAACAGCCACCACAGCUGCGACUUCGGGAAACAAAGUGAAGAAUGUACAGUGUGUCCGAGAAGUCCCCAUAUCGCCGUUCAUAAAGCACCAGCAGUGUUUCAGAAGACGACUGCGCGGAACCUAGAAAAUAAACUUAUCAUUGCACAGAGCAUCUGUCCGUGUUUUAAUUCGUAAUACCAUUUCCUGGGGCUUCUAGCGAAUUGUUCCCGCACACCCCGCACCUUCUUCCGCUAGCAAUCCCACUUGCCCCUUUUUUUCACAUCACAUUGAAAGUAUCUAACCAAAAUUGUAUUCUUUUAUUCUGUGAAAG
Molecule: messenger RNA, 1010 nt
Organism: Schistocerca gregaria
Lineage: Eukaryota; Metazoa; Arthropoda; Insecta; Orthoptera; Acrididae
Exons: 4
Coding region: 24-575 (183 amino acids)
Source: RefSeq, a predicted model, not a curated record